AUGGCUGCCAACCAGCGGCAUCCCUUUUCGCAGUUCUGGGACUUCCUCCAGUCCCUGGACCCCAACCAGAGAUCUCACGGUGAAGGCGUCGACCGUCACCCGCCUCCCUUCCCACCCGGCUUCCCGUUCGGAGGCCCUCAUCACCACCCCGGGCCCCAUCAAUCAUGGGCCGGCCCCGGUGCCGACUUCGAGCAAUGGGGCCAAUGGGGUCGUCCCGGCCACUGGGAUCAUUGGGGUCACCACGAACAUGACCGUGACCACCCUUUCAGAUCUCCCCACGAUCACCGGGAGCCUCGACAACAGACUCCCCCCACCCCUACUGAAGACGGGGCGGCACAAAGAGACGUCAAUGACGAGAAGCGUCCCUCCCCUGAUACCGUGAUGGACGACGACAGCGCCACUGCUGCACCCGAUCCAGAGGAAGUCGCCCCCGAGGACUCUGACGACUAUGAACGGUCUGGUCCCGGCCCACGAUGGGGCCGUCACGGCGCUCGCCCUUGCGGUCGAGGAGGCAGAGGAGGACGAGGGGGCCGUGGUCACCGCGGCGGUCGUGGAGGACCACACCGAGGCCCUCCUCCUCACCACCACCAUCCCUUCUCGCGACCUCCCCACGGCUUCUCCUUCCCCCCACCACCACCUCCUCCCUACCGAGGCCCUCACCACCCCCCUCCACCCCCUCCCUUCGACUUCUCUGCCAUGUUCCAGACCCUCAGCAACCUGGGAAGCCACCCCUUCGUCGAGAACCUGCGCGAGCAAGUCCAAAACUUCCGCGACGCCCAGCAGCAAGGCGGCGCCCGCUCCGGCAACAACAACGCCACCACCACCGCCAACGACGACGACGGCCCAGAAGACGAGACCUUCUCCCCCCCCAUCGACAUCUUCAACACCCCGGCCGCCUACGUCCUCCACGCCGCCCUCCCCGGCGCCAAGAAGGAGGACGUCGGCGUCAACUGGGACCCGGACACCUCCACCCUCUCCAUCGCCGGCGUCGUCUACCGCCCGGGCGACGAGGCCUUCCUCCAGACCCUCUCCCCCUCCUCCGAGAGGCGCGUCGGCGCCUUCGAGCGCACCGUCCCCCUGCCCCCCGCCGGCUGCGAGAAGGACGGCGACGUCGACGGCAUGGGCAUCUCCGCCAGGAUGGAGGACGGCCUCCUCGUCGUCACCGUCCCCAAGGUCGAGAAGGAGUGGACCGAGAUCCACAAGGUCGACAUUGAGUAA
Clonostachys solani is the source of this 1218-nucleotide messenger RNA. The record is from the annotation of a GenBank genome assembly. NCBI's taxonomy places the organism in Eukaryota, Fungi, Ascomycota, Sordariomycetes, Hypocreales, Bionectriaceae.